AUGCCUCUUGCAUCUCGACUGGCGGAGGUGGUGAUCUGCGUGAACAGAGAUACCCUGCAAGGCUUGUCGGCGUUACCGGAGGCAUCUCGGGAUUGUUGGCACCUCCCAACGGUCCAUCCGACGGACGGACUUUACAUCGCGUUCACCUCGGGCAGUACGGGAUCCCCGAAAGGGGCCACCAUAUCUCAUCAAAACAUUCGGAGCGCGAUUUACUACGGUCUGGACGCAUUAGGCUUUACCUCUACCACACGGGUCCUUGGAUUUUCCUCAUAUGCAUUUGAUGUGGCGUGGCUCGAGUUCCUCUAUGCGAUGGCUUCCGGGGGCUGUUUAUGUAUUCCGUCGGAUACAGAGAGAAACAGUGGCAAUCUCGCACAGUGCAUGGAACAGUUGCAAGUCAACCAUGCUCUUUUGACCCCAUCCACCGCACGGCUUCUCGACGCAGAUGCGGUGCCGAGCCUCAAGACCCUGGUUCUAAUCGGAGAAGCCAUCACCCGCGAGGACCUGGUCAGAUGGGCGGGCAAGGUUGAUUUGAAGAACGGGUAUGGUCCUGCCGAAUGCUCUGUUUUGAGCACAAUCCACACAUUCGAAGGCCCGAACGACCAGCCCAGUAUUAUUGGGUCCCCGGUUGGCCUUAUCCCGUGGGUGGUAGAGCCAUCGGACGGCGGGUGCCUCAGCUCCCUGGGCGCGAUUGGAGAGCUGUGGGUGGAAGGGCCGUUGGUGGGACAAGGAUAUCUGGGCGAUGCAGAGAAAACCGCCAUGAGUUUUGUCCAUGAUCCCAUCUGGCUGCUCCAGGGGGCAGCCGGUUCCGCUGGGCGGCAGGGUCGACUCUACAAGACUGGAGAUCUCGUUCGAUAUACCUCCAACGGUAAGCUGGUCUACGUGGGGCGAAAUGAUACGCAGGUCAAGAUCCGUGGCCAGCGGGUGGAGCUAGGAGAAGUUGAGCAUUUUCUGUAUCAAGCCUUGCCUCCGGCCGCCGUGGGGGUCCUUGUUGCUGCCGAGAUCAUCACUCCCCUGGGAAGUGCCAACCCAGCCCUGGUUGCCUACCUGGCGAUUGGAGAAUCGGCACUGGGCCCCCCGAGACUCUACAUGGUGCCCAGCCUAUUUCUCCCGGUAGUCGAACUUCCUAUGACUGCCACGGGCAAGAGAGAUCGACGGCGGCUGCGUCAAAUGUGGGCCUCCAGUUCCCUUGAAGAACUGGUGGAGCUGCAACCGACCAGAACCAACCACCAACCACCGAGAACGGACCUGGAAAGAAAAAUCCAGAAGCUUUGGGCUGAGUGUUUGAACCUGAGCUCGUUCAAUAUUGGCAUUCAUGACAGCUUUUUUGCCCUAGGAGGUGAUUCGAUCUCCGCCAUGCAGCUCUCGGCGAAGGGCCGGUCCGUGGACCUCAAAAUGACUGUCAUGGAUAUCUUCAAGUACAAAUCCAUCGCUCGAUUGGCUCUUGGUGUAUCCACAGUGGUGGAUUUCACAAUGACACAUAGGCCGGAAGGCCAUGAUCAUCACGGUGAUGGUGUGUCCUUUGCUUUGUCACCGAUCCAGCAGAUGCUUGUCGAUAUGCAGCAGGGGCGGCUCAGCAAUCAUUUCAACCAAAGCUUUUUUGUGCAGGUCCGCCGGCCAACGACCUUUCCUCAAGUCCAGACCGCAGUAGAUGCUUUGGUAGCCCAUCAUGGCAUGUUGCGCGCGCGUUUAAAGUGCAGCGGGGAUUUAUGGAGCCAGCAGAUCCUGCCUCCUGGAACCCCUAGAAGCCAUCGCGUCUGCCAGCAUAACUUUGUCGAUAUUGAAGCUGCCUCCGUUGUGAUCAAUCGAAGCCAGGUAUCACUUGAUAUCCAGAAUGGUCCGCUCAUGGCCGUCGACCUGAUCAAUACAACCUCGGGCCAAUACCUUUUCCUGGUAGCCCACCAUAUGGUUGUGGAUCUGGUUUCUUGGAGAAUCAUCCUCGGUGAUCUCGAAGAGCACUUGACCACGGCAUCCAUUCAUGGCUUAACCUCGAUGUCCUUCCAGACCUGGUGCCAGUUGCAGACCGAUCACGCACAGACCCAUGCGAAGCUAGAGGCUGUCCUGCCAGAUGGGGCUCGACCUCUGCCGCCAAUGCUCGAUUACUGGGGUCCAGUAUGCAGCUCGAACACUUUUGACAAUAUGAUCAAGUGUAGCCUGGUUGUCAGCAAGCGGGUAACGGAUGCCUUGUUAGGGCCUGCAAACGCGGCAUUUGAUACGCAGUUUGUGGAGCUCCUCCAUGCGUCCAUCCUGCAUUCCUUCGCCAACACUUUUCAUGACCGAGUACCGCCGACAAUAUUCAGCGAGGGUCACGGCCGUGAGCCAUGGGAAUCUGGAAUUGAUGUUUCCCGCACAGUUGGGUGGUUUACCACGCUGUUCCCUGUGGUAGCCACGGCAAAGAAGGGGGAUAAUAUUGCCAGUAUCGUGCGCCACGUCAAGGACACCCGACGCCAGAUACCAGGCAAUGGUCGUCCAUACUUUGAGACCAGGUUUCUUACUCCAGCUGGCAAGCGGGAAUUUCAAGUGAAUGGCCCUGUCGAGGUGAUUUUCAACUACCUCGGAUUGUAUCAGCAACUGGAGAGGGAAGACAGCCUAUUCCACUUGCACGGCAUGCCAGACGGGGUGAACGAGCAUUCUGAUGUUUCUGGAAAGCUUUUUCGCUUUGCUCUUGUGGAUAUCUCCGCAUCGAUAAUGGAUGGUGUUCUUCAUGUCGAGUUUCUAUAUAAUCGACACAUGCAACAUCAGGACUCCAUCCGCGCAUGGGUCAAGGAAUGUCAACUCUCCCUCUAUGCUGCGGCGCAGGAGCUUCCUUUGCUCCAGCCAAGCUAUACCCUCUGCAGUUUCCCAUCGCUGCGUAUGGCGGACUCUGCAUUGCCGAUCCUGCAGGACAGGCUCAUGGAGCUGGACCUUUCAUAUGGGCAGGUGGAAGAUAUAUAUCCCUGUUCGCCGCUCCAAGACGGAAUUCUCAUUAGCCAGAUGAAGAACCCGGAACUCUACAGGACCCGGGUACAAUGGAUCGCACAGCCCAUGAAUGGAGUAAAGGCUGUGGAUAUAUUUCGACUCAAGCAGGCAUGGCAGCAGGUGGUAGCCCGCCACUCUGCUCUUCGCACCCUGUUCGUGGAUAGCAUCUCGGGCAUCGGGAUGAAGGAUCAGGUGGUUGUCAAGAAUCUCCAGGCAAACGUACACAUCGUACAAUCGUCCACCGGAGAUGAUAGACUCGAAAGAACCUCCCUGACCGCCGCCAAAGCGAGCUCAGUAUUCACCCUCUCCACGACAGACUCGGGGGUUUUGUGCGAGCUAUCCAUAAACCAUGCUCUGAUCGAUGCCUUCUCUUUGGGAAUCCUCAAAGACGAGCUCUGUGUGAUAUAUGAUGGCUUGCGCCCUUGUCCUCCAGCACCCCUUUACAGUGACUAUAUCCAGUACAUUCACUCCGUGUCAAUUGAAUCAGCGGAGGCAUACUGGCAUACUCAUCUUGGAGGGGUCAAGCCUUGCAUAUUUCCACCACUGGGUAAUCCGGGCGCAGAAGAUAGGCGUUCGCAUAACAAAAUACCUAUUACAUUCGAGCGAGAUCUGCAUCUGGCACUGCGCAGCUUCUGCACAGAAUAUGAACUGACGACGUCCAACGUUUUCCAUGUCGCAUGGGCGCUGGUCCUGCGGGCAUACACCAGCUUGGAGACCGUUUGCUUUGGCUAUCUCCAAUCUGGCCGCGAUAUUCCUCUACGGGGGGCUGACAGAACCGUUGGCCCUUUCAUUAAUAUGCUUACCAGUCUGGUGGAUCUGGCCAGCAAGGAUUCGCUGCUGACUUUGGUACAGAGAAACCAGGAGCAGUAUGUCAACAGCUUGGAGUUUCAGCAUUAUCCGCUGGCCGAGAUCUUCCACUUCAGCGAUACACCCGAGACAGGGCUCUUCAAUACUGCGAUUUCGGUUCAAGCAAGUGGAUAUGGGUCUCAGAAUGAUCAGUCGGGCAUAUCACUUCAACACAAAGAAGGACAUGAUCCCACCGAGUACGAUAUAAUGAUAAAUAUUGGGAUCGGAGAUGAGAAGAUCGACUUGGAGUUUGACUUCAAUGAGUCGGUGAUAUCAGAAAUUCAUGCAAAGAGUGCCUUGGACCUGUUCCUGAACGCCAUCUCACAUAUCAUCAAGCACGGGAGCCAGAGCGCCCAGGAAGUCAAUUUGAUCAGCAAACAAGACUUAAAGACUAUUUGGGAGUGGAAUGCGACCGCAACAAAGCCCUCUAGCCGCUGUGUGCAUGAACUCAUCAUGGAACAGGCAGAGAAAACCCCAGCGGCCGCUGCCAUAUGCGCGUGGGAUGGCGAUCUCAAAUACGGAGAGCUCAAUGCUUUGUCCACUCAGCUGGCAUGCCACAUCCGUCAUCUUGGUGUUGAAGCAGGGGUGAACGUCCCGCUACUCUUCGAAAAAUCACGGUGGAUGUCCGUUGCCAGUCUAGCCGUAAUGAAGGCUGGUGGAACUGUGGUAGGGUUGGAUCCUGCUCAGCCCGAAGAGAGACUACGAAGGAUCAUCAAGCAGGUCCAGCCUCGUCUCAUCCUAACCUCAGCCUUGACUCACACUAUCACUUCAACACUUGCGGAUUGCCCUGUUGUCCUGGUUGAGGCCCUCACUUUCGCUGAGCUGAACACAAAGUGUGAUUCUUGGCUACCGAAGGUCGAUCCUGACGGCAGCCUGUACUUGGUUUUCACCUCUGGGAGCACGGGGCUUCCCAAAGGGGUGGCCAUCAGCCAUUCAAACCUCAGCACUGCCAUAGUUCACCAAAGGCUUCUCUUACAACUCUCUAGCUCCUCGCGGGUACUGGAUUUUGCAUCCUACGCGUUCGAUGUCUCUUGGGGCACGAUCCUUCACACCCUUGCAGCUGGUGGCUGCGUCUGCAUACCCGAGGAGUCAGAGCGCCGCGGAGAUCUCAGUAUAGCAAUCCGCCGGAUGGAGGUAAAUUACGCGCAUCUCACUCCAUCUGUUUCACGGCUCCUGAACCCUUCCCAUUUGCCGCUCCUUCAAACCCUCGUCUUAAGUGGAGAGGCCGUAUCACGGGUGGAUAUGGAUCAGUGGAGUCCACAUGUCCAUCUCAUCAAUGCUUAUGGCCCUGCUGAAGCCGCCGUAUGGGUUACAUUUGCGCAUCUCAAGAAGGAAAUGUCCAUACCAUCUAUCGGAAGAGGGGGAGGCUGCACUACGUGGAUUGUUGACCCUCUUCGACCCGACCAAUUGGCACCCGUGGGCUGUAUGGGGGAGCUCUGGCUGGAAGGCCCACUAGUGGGACUUGGCUAUCAUCACGACCCGGAACGAACAGCAGCUGUAUUCAUGAAAAACACUCCAUGGUUGGCUCGAGGAGCAGGAGAUCCGCAUGGUCCUGGUCGACAGGGACGACUUUAUCGAACUGGGGACUUGGUCCGCUAUAAUCCCGACGGAACGAUCGUCUACAUUGGGCGAAAAGAUAACCAAAUUAAGAUUCAUGGCCAGCGGGUGGAGUUGGAAGAGGUAGAGAAAUAUAUCCAGCAGGCUCUAAUGAAUAGUACAGGAGCAGCAGUCCCUGUGGUAGCAGCGGUCACUAAGCCCAAAGGAAGCAAUACCCCGAUCCUGGUAGCUUAUCUGGCUCUAGGUGAUCAGGCAAUGAGCUCCACGGGCAUGCUCCGCAAAAGACUAAGCAGUUACGCCGAGGUCAUCAACCAGGACUUGGAAAAGUACCUGCCGAGCUACAUGCAGCCGAACAUUUACAUUCCUGUGGCCAUAAUCCCCACCACUACAAAUGGAAAGGUUGACCGCAGGAAACUUGAAGCCAUCGGAUCCAGUCACACUGUGGCUGAAUGGGCUGGCCUCCAAUCCGACAAGGGCAAAAACUUUACAGCAUCAUCCCCAGAGGGGCUAGAGCUACAAAGACUAUUCGCCGAGGUAUUGAAUAUCGAUCGCAAUCUUGUAGGCAUGAAUGACAGCUUCUUCUCACUUGGCGGGGAUUCAAUCACGGCAAUGCAGCUGUCGGCGAAGUCCCAGUCCGGACCCACCUAUAUCACAGUGACCGAUAUCUUUAGGCACAAAACCGUCAUGCGGCUAUUAAGUCAUGUAAAGCAUACAGAGACCGACUCCAUGCAGCUCCCGGAAUCUACCGACAAUCUUUUCGAGCUGUCCCCGAUCCAGCAGCUAUUCUUUACUUCGCAGGGCACAGGGAAAAACCUAUUCAACCAGUCUUUCCUGGUCUGCGUUUCCCGUCCCAUAACUUCGAACGAGCUCAAGCAAGCUAUCGAAGUUCUGAGUCUACGCCAUCCUAUGCUCCGGGCUCGAUUCGUGAACAUUGUGGACGGCAUCUGGCGGCAGAAGAUCGUUGCUGAUACGGCCGGCUGCUUUAUAUUUCGCAACCACCAGAUUACUACCCUCCGAGAUAUGGAGCUUCUCUUCCAUAACAGCCAGCAGUCGAUAGACAUUGCUAAGGGUCCUAUAUUCAGCGUGGACUUGAUCGAUUCGGAUCAUGAUGGGCAGUACCUCUUUAUGACAGCUCAUCAUCUUGUCGUCGACCUUGUCUCGUGGAGAAUUAUACUUGCAGAUCUAGAAGAAUACAUGGUCUCGGGGAGGAUCGCCGGCUUUCCUCCAUUCUCUUUCCAGUCAUGGACCCAAUUGCAAGCACAGUAUGCUCGGAAUCAUUUGCCUCCACAGGUUGCAUUGCCCUUUGAGGCCAAUCCACCCCGGUAUGACUACUGGGGACUGACCCCUGGACACGUCGCAAACACCAUGAACAAUAUUGGCCAAAGUAGCUUCACAAUUGAGAAGCACCUAACCAACAUUCUUACGGGGUCGGCCAACUCCGCCUUCGAUACUCAGCCUGUUGAAAUUCUUCACGCGGCCUUGCUGUACGCAUUUACACAGAUAUUCCAGGACCGUGACGCACCCCUUUUUUUCUCCGAAGGUCAUGGUCGAGAAAGCUGGGACUCUACCAUUGACCUAUCCAGAACGGUUGGUUGGUUUACCACCAUUUUUCCAGUGGCAGUUUCAAUUACGCGGAACAGCAGUCUUGCAGAGGUGGUGCGCUGUGUCAAGGACACACGUCGGCAGAUACCGCGCAAUGGAUGGUCCUAUUUCACAUCGCGAUACCUCAAUCCUGCUGGACAGCAGGCAUUCCAAAUCAAGGGCCCCGUUGAGGUCAUUUUCAAUUACAUGGGCUUAUAUCAGCAGCUAGAACGUCCUGAUUCGCUGUUCAAGCCAUCUGAUAUUACAGUCACAGAGCCCCCUGCUGCUGUGGCGACUCUUUCUCGAUUUGCCCUGAUUGACAUCGCCGCGUCGAUUGUACAUGGUCAGCUUAGGGUUGAGUUCCUUUAUAACAAGAAGAUGAGGGGGCAAGACAGGAUACUCGAAUGGAUUGGAAAGUGCAAAUGCUCACUCGAGGAGGCAGCUGACGUACUGGCGCGUUGUCAUGUCAUCACAUCUACAUAG
This is a messenger RNA of Penicillium macrosclerotiorum, 7422 nucleotides long. Its product is annotated as acetyl-CoA synthetase-like protein. Gene Ontology annotation, molecular function: catalytic activity. Lineage: Eukaryota; Fungi; Ascomycota; Eurotiomycetes; Eurotiales; Aspergillaceae. The transcript has 3 exons. The record is from RefSeq and is a predicted model, not a curated record. The coding region runs from base 1 to 7422 and encodes 2473 amino acids.